UGCAUAUAUAUAGCAGUGUAAACCACCGUAAUCUGUCUCUCUCUACAAUAUUGAUCAUCUCAGAUGGCGUUUACUGCUUCGACUCGACCUUUGUUGAACCUUCAGCUAUCACGAUUGCAGCCACUACCACUUCAUCAAUCCAAGAAAUCAAAAACCCUCUUCCCUAACAAUUACACCAACUUCAACUGCCCACACCCAUGUUCCAGAAGCAACUUAUCAUCUUCCUCUGUUGGUCAACUUAGAUAUUCCAUAUACACGAAAAUGCCCAUGAUCUCCGGUGGUGGACUGAGAUUGAAGGUUCGAACUUCUUCAGCUUCAGGGGAAGAAGCAAAGUCGCUUGAUUCUGACUCAGCAUAUCAAGAGGUUUUUGCUUGGUCAUCUGUUAUUGUGCCGUUUCUCUUCCCAGCUUUGGGUGGUUUAUUAUUUGGCUAUGACAUUGGUGCAACCUCUGGUGCUACAAUCUCAUUGCAAUCACCUGAGCUCAGUGGCAUAACUUGGUACAAUCUCUCAGCGGUUCAGCUUGGUUUGGUGGUCAGUGGUUCUCUUUAUGGGGCUCUUCUUGGUUCUCUUCUUGUCUACCCAAUUGCAGAUUUCCUAGGGAGAAGGCGGGAACUUAUAUUAGCUGCAGUUUUAUAUGUGCUCGGUGGUUCGAUAACAGCCUAUGCUCCAGCCCUUUAUGUUCUUUUAAUAGGCCGACUUCUUUAUGGCCUUGGUAUUGGUUUGGCCAUGCAUGGGGCUCCUCUCUACAUUGCUGAGACGUGCCCAUCUCAAAUUCGUGGAACUCUUAUUUCUUUAAAGGAACUCUUCAUAGUAUUGGGGAUUUUGUCUGGUUAUUUUGUAGGUAGUUUUCAGAUAAAUGCAAUUGGGGGGUGGCGUUUCAUGUACGGAUUUAGUGCGCCAAUUGCUUUGUUAAUGGGAUUAGGCAUGUUGAGUCUACCGCCAUCUCCACGUUGGUUACUUCUCAGGGCGGUUCAAGGCAAAGGAUCCUUCCAGGAGUACAAGGAGAAGGCUGUCAUUGCUUUGAGCAAACUAAGGGGCAGACCUGCUGGUGACAAAAUAUCCGAGAAGCAAGUAGAAAACACCCUUGUCUCGUUGAAAUCUGCCUAUACCGAUCAAGAAUCUGAUGGAGGUUUCUUGGAGGUGUUUCAGGGAUCAAGUUUGAAAGCAUUUAUAAUAGGUGGAGGCUUAGUCCUUUUUCAACAGAUAACUGGGCAGCCAAGUGUCCUAUAUUAUGCCGGUUCAAUACUUCAGACUGCUGGAUUCUCUGCGGCUUCUGAUGCUACACGAGUUUCAGUCAUCAUUGGUGUGUUUAAGGAAUUGCUAUCCUGAAAGUUGAUGAUCUUGGGAGGAGACCCUUACUGAUUGGAGGUGUCAGUGGGCUUGUAUGCAUCCUAACCCUGAUACACUUUUAAUGUGUUUGACUUUUUGGUGUGACUUACAUUACUUGUUGAAUAAGAAGAUGAUGAAGAAUUUCAUUCUGCUGUUGCUCUCUGUC
Ilex paraguariensis (yerba mate) is the source of this 1495-nucleotide messenger RNA. Lineage: Eukaryota; Viridiplantae; Streptophyta; Magnoliopsida; Aquifoliales; Aquifoliaceae. The record is from the annotation of a GenBank genome assembly.